Messenger RNA from Acanthoscelides obtectus, 3459 nucleotides. Lineage: Eukaryota; Metazoa; Arthropoda; Insecta; Coleoptera; Chrysomelidae. The record is from the annotation of a GenBank genome assembly.
GCUACGGCCUCGCACUAUCACGGUCGGCAAACCGCCCGCCCGCCGAGUUUUCCUCGGUCUUCCCGUUUUUCUUUUCCGUUUUCCGAUAAUCGCCGCCCGCGAAAAUCCGAUCGGGGUAGUGUCGAACCCGAACGAGAAAAAUCGAACCGCGUUUUUUACUAGUUUUUUAUACUGAUAGAGAUAUUUAUUUUUGUACCGUAGUUACUUGUAUAUAAUUUUGUGAAGUAAGUUAUAUAAACUGUGGUGUGUGGAAUAUUCACGAUGUCUCAGCUCAUGAAAAAAAGGUUCCCUUCUCUUACCAGCAUUGACUUAGAGUCUGACGGAAAUACAGCAUUUCUCCGGGCAGCGCGUAAUGGGCAACUGGACAAGGUUUUAGAGUAUUUGAAGCAAAACAUAGACAUCAACACAAGUAAUGCUAAUGGCCUGAACGCUCUCCACUUAGCUUCGAAAGAUGGCCACGCGGACAUCGUGGCCGAACUGCUCCGUCGAGGCGCGGCAGUGGACGCGGCGACCAAGAAGGGCAACACGGCCCUGCACAUCGCCUCUCUUGCGGGGCAAGAAGAGGUUGUGCGGUUGCUGGUCCAACAUGGCGCAGCCGUCAACGUGCAGAGCCAGAACGGCUUCACGCCGCUCUACAUGGCCGCGCAAGAGAACCAUGACAACGUCGUCAGGUACCUUCUGGCCAACGGGGCUAACCAGAGCUUGUCGACGGAGGAUGGAUUCACACCGUUGGCCGUAGCAAUGCAGCAAGGGCACGACAAAGUCGUAACUGUAUUGCUAGAAAACGACACUAGAGGCAAAAUACGGCUACCAGCAUUGCAUAUAGCGGCUAAGAAAGAUGACGUCAAGGCAGCUAAGCUACUGCUUGAGAACGAGCACAAUCCCGACGUGACCAGCAAGAGCGGCUUCACUCCUCUGCACAUCGCCGCGCACUACGGCAACCGCGCGGUGGGCGCGCUCCUUUUGGAAAGGGGCGCGGACCCUAACCGCUCCGCCAAGCAUCAAAUCGCGCCGCUUCACGUCGCCGCCAAGUGGGGAAAAACGCCGAUGGCGCAGCUGCUUUUGGACAGGAGCGCCGCGGUGGACGCCCGUACCAGAGACGGACUCACGCCAUUGCAUUGCGCCGCGAGAAGCGGACACGAACAGGUGUUGGAUCUGCUUAUAGACAGGGGCGCGCCCAUCACGGCGAAGACCAAGAACGGCCUGGCGCCAUUACACAUGUCCGCGCAGGGCGACCACGUGGACGCCGCCCGCAUCCUCCUGUACCAUCGGGCGCCCGUCGAUGACGUCACAGUCGACUACUUGACAGCCCUCCACGUCGCUGCCCAUUGCGGACACGCCAGGGUCGCCAAACUGUUGUUGGACAGAGGCGCGGAUGCAGACGCCAGAGCUUUGAACGGGUUCACGCCGCUGCACAUUGCAUGCAAGAAAAAUCGGAUCAAAGUGGUCGAGUUGCUGCUCAAACACGGAGCAAACAUCAGCGCAACGACAGAAAGCGGACUCACACCCCUGCACGUAGCUAGUUUUAUGGGCUGUAUGAACAUAGUGAUAUACCUCCUCCAACAUGACGCCAAUCCUGACGUUCCCACCGUUAGAGGAGAAACUCCUCUGCAUUUAGCUGCUCGAGCAAAUCAAACCGAUAUAAUCCGCAUCCUCCUUAGAAACGGCGCUCAAGUAGAUGCUAGAGCGAGAGAGCAACAAACUCCUCUCCAUAUAGCUUCAAGACUCGGCAACGUAGACAUUGUCAUGUUGCUAUUACAACACGGCGCUAAAGUUGAUAACACUACCAAAGAUAACUAUUCUGCACUGCAUAUAGCUGCUAGAGAGGGACAAGAUGAGGUGGCAGCGGUUCUUUUGGAUAACGGUGCAUCCCCAGCAGCGACUACAAAGAAAGGCCUCACUCCGCUGCAUUUAGCCGCAAAGCACGGACACUUAGGUGUCGCUAAGUUGCUUCUACAGAAAGAAGCUCCAGUAGACACUCACGGCAAAAACGGCGUCACACCACUGCAUGUGGCUGCACAUUAUGAUCAUCAAAAUGUUGCCCUGCUCUUAUUGGACAAAGGGGCAUCACCUCACACAGCAGCUAAGAACGGCCAUACUCCGCUUCACGUUGCAGCGCGAAAAAAUCAGAUGGACAUUGCGCAUGCGCUGUUGGAAUUCGGCGCUAAGCCAGACGCGGAGAGUAAAGCCGGGUUCACACCUUUACAUUUAGCAGCGCAGGAGGGGCAUCAGGAAAUGGUGGCGUUGCUUUUGGAAAAUAAGGCGAACGUCAAUCACGAGGCAAAGAACGGCCUGACCCCUCUGCACCUCGCCGCCCAAGAAGACCACGUGGCGGUCUGCGAGACGCUGCUAAAGGCGGGCGCAGACGCGAACGCGGCCACUAAAGGCGGGUACACACCUCUUCAUGUCGCCGCCCAUUAUGGAAGAGCGGGGGCGGUGCGCACGCUGCUAACGCACGGGGCGAAGGGUGACACCAGGACGAGCAUGGGGUACACGCCCCUACAUCAGGCUGCGCAACAGGGGCAUGCGCAUAUUGUCGAUUUGCUGCUGGAGAACGGAGCCGACGCCAACGCUGUUACUACGAACGGCCAGACACCUCUGAAUAUCGCCCAGAAACUGGGCUACAUAACUGUGAUCGAAACUCUAAAAAUAGUGACCACCGUCACUACCACGACUACAACCACAACAACAAAUGUUGAAGAGAAAUACAGGGUGCAGGCUCCGGAGCUUAUGCACGAAACGUUCAUGUCAGAUUCUGAAGAAGAAGGCGAAGAUACAGUGUUGGGCGACCACACAACCUACCGAUACCUGACAGCAGACGAAAUGAAGUCCCUUGGUGACGAUUCGCUGCCCAUUGACGUGACCAGAGACGAACGGAUAGACUCCAAUAGGUUGCCAGCCACAGCCAAUGGGGAACCUCCGCAGCACAUUGAGGACGCCAUCAGUCCGGAACACGUCGGCAGGAACUACGUGGAAUAUGUCAGGAAAUGUGACAACGUGGAUAACAUCGGGGUACAUCCUGUCAAUAUUGGGAAACUUCACUGGAAGAACUUCCUGGUGUCGUUCCUCGUAGACGCGCGAGGUGGCGCAAUGCGCGGUCGGCGAGCAUCAGGCGUGCGCGUCAUCGUCCCGCCGAGGUGCGCGGCCAGUCCGACGCGCGUCACGUGCCGUUACGUGCGCGCGCAUCGCGCCCCCCACCAUCCGGCAGCGCCGCCUUUGAUGGAAGGCGAGGCGUUGGCGAGCAGGGUCAUCGAAAUGGGACCCGUUGGAGCUAAGUUUUUGGGACCUGUGAUCAUCGAAGUACCGCAUUUUGCUGCCCUUCGUGGCAAAGAACGAGAAAUUGUGAUAUUACGCUCAGACAAUGGAGAGUCGUGGAAAGAACAUACGGUCGAAGCCACAGAAGAAGUUUUAAAUGAAGUUUUACACGACAGUUUUGAAGCAGAGGGUAAGUGGCGAUAA